CUGUAGACUAAGUAAAUGACUCUGAAAUUAUAAAACUUUUGGUAUUAGCAAGUUGGUAGAAUUUGUUUUUUUCUUAGGUCCCCUCUGCAGCCCGCUGAAAGCACACCAUGAAAUCUGCAGCCAGAACCAUUUACAGUAAAGUUGUCCUGUUUAUAGCUUUUUUGAUAAGCUGUUUUUAUUUUUUAUUAAAUAAAAAAUGAUGCCAUUGUCCUUUACAAAAUAGCUGAGGUUUUACUUGAACAAAAUCUGUUUGGAAAUGUUAAGCUGGUUACACAGAACUAAUAUGCCUCAAGGUGGUCAUUCUCUCUGGAUUAAAGCUGUGGGACAAUUGUGGCUCCUGUUACAGGGAAAAUUACAAUGGGCCAUUAUGAAAAGGGACAAAAAUCUCUGUUCCCAGAGGGGGACUGACAAGCUGAACGUCCCUCUCUACAUGCCAACACAAAAGCCUGAUUGCUUCAGAUUGUUUAUGUAAAUCAAAAGGGUGCCUUUAACUCUGCCAGGGGACUGGCAAGCAACAAAGAAGGUGGUGAUUGGCUGGAUUCUUGCUCAUGGCUCCUGACAGAUCUCACAAAUCCUCUUGCUUUUGCUCUAAGCUCUGUCUGGAUACUUGUAGGAAAAGAACCGUGUUAUUAUGUACAAAAGUGAAUAAUUUGUGCUCUUAGAGUAGGGGUUGGAACUAUAGGACUUGAAGGCAAGAGCAGGUAUCUUAUCAAGGAUCUACUCACUCAGUUUCCCUAAAACUCUCUCUCCAAAUCAGAUUCAUCUGCACAUCAUGACAGAUGUUCCAGCUACAUUUACCCAGGCUGAAUGUAAUGGGGAUAAACCACCUGAAAACGAUCAACAAACAAUCACUAAAACUAGUGAGGAAUUGACUGAUGUGGACAGCCCCCUGCCACACUACAGGGUAGAACCCUGUCUCGAAGGUGCACCCAGCAAAGGAAAUCGGGAGGAAAGAAGAAAAUUACAAGGGAACAUGUUGCUCAACUCAUCCAUGGAGGAGAAAAUUCUAAAAGAAAACUCAGAACAGAAAUUCUUUAUUGUUCAUAAGGCUAUCACAGAUCUUUCUCUCCAAGAAACAAGUGCUGAUGAAAUGACAUUCAGAGAAGGGCAUCAGUGGGAGAAGAUUCCUUUGAGUGGCAGUAACAAGGAAAUAAGAAGACAGGAGAGGAUUGCUGAGCAACCUCUUGAAGAGGAAGAAGAUGAGGAUAGGAAGAACAAAGGUCACCAGGCAGCUGAAAUUGAAUGGCUGGGAUUUCGAAAACCUAGCCAAGCUGACAUGUUACAUUCUAAACAUGAAGAGGAGCAGAAGGUUUGGGAUGAAGAAAUUAAUGAUGAUGAUGACGAUGAUAAUUGCAAUGAUGACGAAGAUGAAGUUCGAGUGAUAGAAUUUAAGAAAAAACAUGAAGAAGUUUCUCAAUUUAAAGAGGAAGGUGAUGCAAGUGAGGACUCCCCACUGAGCAGUGCCAGUUCCCAAGCCGUGACACCUGAUGAGCAGCCAAUCUUAGGGAAGAAGAGCGAUAUCUCCAGAAAUGCUUAUUCCAGAUACAAUACAAUAUCCUAUCGGAAAAUCAGAAAGGGAAAUACCAAGCAAAGAAUUGACGAGUUUGAGUCUAUGAUGCAUUUAUAAACUAACUGGAACUGAGAAAGUCUCAUGCCCACUAAAGGAAAAGCUAAUUCUAUUGUCCCAGGGUGCAUAUUUCUAUGCCUUUUUUGAGUUAUCACCUGGGGGGAGGUGAAAAUUGACUCUCUUUUUCACUGUAGAAUAAUGUGGAAAUAACUCUAGAUAAAAUUCAGUCUGAUAACCUCAAAUCAAAAAGCUUUAAAUUCAUUCUUGGGCGUUUGUCUUUUAAAACUUCACUAAUACAGUAUUGUGUGAUCAGCACUAAGCAGUCAGUCCCCUGGGGGAAUGUGGCAUAAUUUGGCUAUAAAUGUAGCAGUGCUUGGAAAGGUGGUCAUCAAAUGAGACUAUUUGAGGGGACUAUUUGAAAUGAUUCCUGUGUUUCUUUUGGCGUCUUCCUUCCUGUACAUUGGAGUGAUGGAAAGUCUGGUAUUAAAACCUUUCUUACUUUUCAACAUGGUUUUACAGACUCUGGCAAUAAGCCUUCCAAAAUUCUGCGCCUUUUCUGUUAUCACCAAACAAGAUUUUAAGUGGCUUUCCUUGGCAUCUACAGAGAGAAAAUUCUAUAGCCCUCCUUCCUAGGUGUUACCAUUCACUGAAUCUUCUCACAGAGGGAGAUGAGCAAUUGUCAGUCAGGAGAAUUCUGUUUGCUAAAUGUUGCCUUUAUGCUUUCAAACUGAAUUAAACCCAUUGUGAGGUUGACACUGGGAGGGGCUAGAAGAUUGGUGGGCAGCAGACUAAAGAGUUAUGUUGGAUAGUUUUAUUUCUGUGGCUGAAAAUAAAAUCUUGUCUAGCACAGUUAAAGUCAUUAAAAAUAAAAAUGACAGCUUUAGCACAAUUUUAAAAAAAUGCCCCUCUCUAUUACCACAUUUUCUCUUAUUAACAGUAUCUCAGAAUAAUUUUCUUUCCUUAGAAACCUGAGACAACGCUAGUCAUAACUGUACUAGUUACUAUGAAAAUGGAAAUAAUUAUCUUAGAAUAUUUUCAAAGUAGAGCGUGAGCAUGUAUUUUUAGUGAGAGAGCUCUGAUAGUUGUUGGGAAUAUAUAAUUUACUGGACCUCAGCCCAAAUCAAGAUGCUUAAAAUUGUACUUGUGGAGCUUCACUCAAACCAAUGUGUCAAAUAACGUAUUGAAUAUUUAUGAAAAGAGAGACUAUAUUUAUAUUCUUAGAUAGUUUGUUCCACAAUUUUUCAUUUCAUGCUUCCAUAUAUAUUACCCUGAACUUUCUAUCACCACAGAUAAAGAUUUUGUUUUGCCCUGCAAAUAAAAAGACAAUUCCUUAUUGUCUGAAUGUAAUACAGUCUUCAUUGUACUAUUCAACCCUUUGUUUAUUUCUUUUUCAUUUUGUGAAAAACUCUGGGUUAGUCCUCUUGGAUGACUGCUUAUUUAUGUGUAACAUAAAUCCCACAUAUUCUAAUGACAACUUCUUUAAUCCUUCUGGGUCAUAUAUUAUAUUUCCAUAGUAUCACAUACUAUUAUUUAGUUGUUUACAAGACUCAAAUUUGAAUUCAGGAUUACAGUGCUCCUUUUAUUCUUUCAAACAGAUACCAUAUAAAAGUUCUGUUACCCUCAUUCUAUACAACCUAUAGAUUUCGUGUGUUACAAUGUCAGUUUCCAGAAUAAAAGUGAGGGAAAUCAGAUCUUUAUUGAUAAAGUUAGGGAGAUUGAUGCAAUAGGACAAUUUCCAGUUUAAUUUAGAUCAUCUAAUUUUUCUGCCUGGACAACCUGUUUUCCGGGUUACUGAUAACCCCUACAAUUUUCUACUGAAUUUCAAAACCUGUUAUGUGUUAUCUAUCACAUAACAGGACCAUGUUUUUAACCUACUGUCAAGAGCCUGUAUUUUGAGUUAUUCCAACAGAAAUGAUGGAUUCCUGUAGAAGUAGAGGUGGGUGACCUAUGGUUACAUGGCACAGCAAAGCAAGUAGCUCUUAUGGGACUCUAAUAUAUGCUAAUGCUGGUCCUCUUAGCUCUGUGCUCUCACCAAUCAAUGAAUGAACUAUGAAAGAUUUAGUCAACAGAAACUAUUUUAGGGUAUGUUUAGUUGGUAAAUGCUUCAUGUUCAUGGAUGAUGCAAUGUUUUUGCAAAAAAAAACCCUGAAACUAUUCUUUGGCUUGGUGUCCAUGGCCCUAUACCGCCAUCUUACAUGAAAGCCACAGAGUUAAGUGACCUUAGGUAACAUAAUGGUGAUGGUUGGCGAUGUGAGCCUUUGUAACCUAGGAAACACAAAGGUCUGAUUCAGAUUGUGUGGGGAAUUUUUAACAUAUUUGAAACUCAGGGGGAAGAUGAUUAAUAACACAAACUGUUAGCUACACAUGAAGGUUUACUUGAGCUUUUGUGAUUCAAAGCUCAGGGGUGGUAAGGACUCUAAAACCAGGGAGGAGGGAGAAUUAAUUUAUUGUGCAAAUGCUGGUAUUUCUUACGUGACUGUUUGCCUUUGUUGCUAGAUGAACAGAAACUAAUAAUAGCUCUAUUUCUCUGCCAAUAUAAAAUCUACCUUUCAUAUAAUGCUACAUUGAAGGCACAGAAUUUGCUAGCAUCUCUCUCUCCCCCUACCUACCUAUCUAUCUACAAUUUAAAUAAAGAACUGCUGUGUAUGACUUACUCUCAAUAAAAGUUUGUCUCUAUUUCUGGUUUCUAGACUUUAUUUUCUUUAGCUGCCUUUUAAACUUUAGAAAGAAUCCUUGUAUAUCAGCAGCUACUAAGAUAAUUAACGAAUGCCUCUUCAGAAAUCAAGAGAACACUUUAUUUUAAUUCAUUUGCAUUAUUUAUUUCAAAAGGGUCUUAAAAUGAUUGUAUAUAAAAUUGUAAAAAGGAUUUCUGGUAGGUAGAUAUGUAAUAUACAUGAAAAAUUUUUAUUAUUUUUUAAGGAACUGAGAUACUAUUUAAGAUGCAUCUUAACAUGAACAACUUGAAAAAAAUCUCUGUAAUCAUCAAAGUAAUACAUUUAAACUAUGCUGACAUUUUCAUAGUAAUUGUUUCUGCAUAUUUACAUGGGAUAGUACUUUUGGCACAUUUUCAAAUGGAGAACGGACAUUUAAGUUUUUCAAUGUGAUAGGGAAAACAUUUAAAAUAAGUAAUAAUAGAAAAUUAUGGAGAAGGAUAAAGCACCAGAGUAUAAUAAAGAAAAAAUAUGUUUGACAGUAUGAGAAAGGCAACCACUUCUCUUAAAACUUGAACUUUCAUCACUCUAAAAA
This is a messenger RNA of Cercocebus atys (sooty mangabey), 4813 nucleotides long. RefSeq names its product ermin, ERM-like protein (gene ERMN). Lineage: Eukaryota; Metazoa; Chordata; Mammalia; Primates; Cercopithecidae. Gene Ontology annotation, molecular function: actin filament binding. Gene Ontology annotation, cellular component: internode region of axon; extracellular exosome; filopodium. Bases 773 to 1627 code for a protein of 284 amino acids. The transcript has 3 exons. Gene Ontology annotation, biological process: actin filament organization; regulation of cell projection organization; morphogenesis of a branching structure. The record is from RefSeq and is a predicted model, not a curated record.